Messenger RNA from Gaeumannomyces tritici R3-111a-1, 1437 nucleotides. RefSeq lists its product as hypothetical. The record is from RefSeq and is a predicted model, not a curated record. Gene Ontology annotation, molecular function: RNA-3'-phosphate cyclase activity. Lineage: Eukaryota; Fungi; Ascomycota; Sordariomycetes; Magnaporthales; Magnaporthaceae. Gene Ontology annotation, biological process: RNA processing. The coding region runs from base 1 to 1437 and encodes 478 amino acids. The transcript is spliced from 2 exons. Gene Ontology annotation, cellular component: nucleus.
AUGGACAAGACACUGGUCGAGCUCGACGGCACAACGGGGGAGGGCGGCGGUCAGCUGGUCCGCAACGCUGUGGCGCUGGCCUCGGUCAUCUCGCAGCCCAUCAGGAUCGUCAACGUGCGCGGGAAUCGACAGUACGGCAAAAGUCGCAAAGGGGGAGGCCUAAAAGCACAACACGUCGCCGCCAUCCAGGUCCUAGCAGACGCCACGGCCGCCGACGUCUCGGGGCUGCAUGUCGGCAGCCCGACGCUCGAGUUCCGCCCACGCCGCGGACCGGGCGCCGACGCCAUCGCCGCGCUCCUGGCCGCCACCCCCACCACCACCCCCACCGGCGACCGGCGGCUGAUCCGCAUCGCGGCGAGCACGGCGGCGGCGAGCGCCAUGUGCAUCUUCCAGUGCGUCUUUCCCUUUUUGCUGUUCGCCGGCAGCGGUAGCGGUAGCGGGCCACAGCAACAACAACAACCCUUGGAGCUCGAGAUCGACGGCGGCACAAACACGUCGUGGGCGCCGAGCUUCGACUACGCCGACCAGGUGCUGUGCCCGGCGCUGGAGGCGUGGUUCGGCGUCGCCGUCGAGCGCCGGCUGGUCUCGCGCGGCUGGAACACGGGGCCCGCUAGCCGCGGCAGGGUGUGGUUCCGGUUCCGCCCGCUGCGACCAGGCACCGCGCUCGGCGGAUCGUCACCCGUGCCCGUGGCGCAGGAGGAGGGGGGCCCGCCACAGUCGUCUUUGUCGCCGGGCACGCUGCGGGCGGCAGAAGACACCACCGCCGUCAAAACCAUCGACGUCACCAUGGUCUGCCCCGCCGCCAUGGGCGACAAGCUAACCCGCGCGCUGGCCAAGGACCUCGCGGGCCUCUUCCCCGCAGCCGACGUGCGGUUCCGCCCCAGCGAGGACAGCGGGCACCGCUCGCGCAUGUUCGUGCUCCUGGUCGCGCGCCCCGCCGCCCCGAGCCCGCUGCUGUGGGGGCGCGACCUGCUGUUCUCGCCGCCGCCGCGCAACGCCCCCGUCGGGCGGGCGCGAGGAGGAGGAGGAGGAGGCGAUGGCGACGAGUGGGCGCUCAGCACCAGCGAGCUGCUGUCGCGGCGCGUGUGCCGGGCGCUGCGGGCCGACGUGGGGCGCGGCGCCGUAGUCGAUGAGUUUUUGCAGGACCAACUCGUCAUCUUCCAGGCGCUGCGCGAGGGGCGGUCCAGCUUCCCGCGGCGCGGCGGGGCCGAGGCCGAGGCGGAGGCGGAGGGGCUGGAGGACGCGAUGGCGGGUCUUGAUAUUGGCGGCGGCGGCGGCGGCGGCGAGCUGGAGCGGGAUAGGACGGGGGUGCCGUUUGGGGAGGGCAGCCUGCACGCCACGACGGCGCGGUGGGUGGCCGCGCAGCUGCUGCCGCGGGCCAGUUGGUUCGGUGGCGGGAGGGUGUGCGAGGGGGCCGGGGUGAGGGUUCAGAGGUAG